AUGCCAUCGUCAACCAAUAGCUGGGAAAGGUUCCAUCAUCACCACGGAAGAUCGUCUAAAGACAAAGCGAAAUACCACACGCGUAUGAAGGAAGGUGAAGAUUUCUUUUACACGGAGUUGGGGGAUUUAAAGCUGGUUUUGGCGGAUUUUCAGGAUUGGUUCAAGACUAUUACGCCUGGUAAUCAGGCAAGGGAGUAUAAGAAGCAAAGGAUUAUUAUGAUGUCGUAUGAGGAAAGGAUUAAGAGAUUGAGGGCGAAGUUGAAGGAACUUACUACAAGGCAAAUAUCAUCCCCAGAAGACUCCAAACUAAUGCAGGACGACGUCGAAACCUUCACCAAAGGAUGGCAAGUGAUCAUCGACCAGAUCUCAGCUCCUCAAAAACCAACCAAGAAGUACCAGGACCGCCUGGACCAAUUGACCAAGUUUCUGGAUACCUCCAAACAGGAGUUGGCAGCCGCCAACGUUUUAGAUUUAGGCGAAAUCGAGGAGAUGCAGAAGCGGUUGAAGGAGUUGCAGAAGUUGAAAGCUAAAAUAUCGGGGAUGAAGCAGGAUUAUGACUUUGUGGUGGAUUUUAAAGAGCAGGAGGAGGAGGUGGUUGCGGCAGAAGUGGUUGGCGAGUUGAAGGUCAAAUGGUGUGAUCUGGUGGAUGAUUUGGAGGAUAAGAUGAGGAAAUUGAAUGCAGCCAUAGAAAGUGUAAACCAAUUCAACGAAGACGUAUCGGGAUUAGAAGUCUGGAUGCACGACGUGGAGGUGUUUUUGGAGGACGAAAAGGAUAUUCCGACGGGAGACGAACCCACUUUGGAGGCGAAAUUGGAGCAGUCAAAUGCUUUACUAGACGACCUAGAAACCCUCCAACCAAACGUCGAGAACAUCAACUCAAUAGCAACCAAACUCCAAAGCACCAGCCAAUCACAAUCCUUCACCACGAAACUCCAAUCCGACUUGGCCAGUCUCAACCAAUCCUGGUCCGAGACGGUCACCAACGUCAACGCACACAAUUGUAACCUCAAAAUGGCUUUGGAGAAGACGAAGAAGGUGCUGAGAGAGAUACAAGAUACGGAGAAGUGGCUCGACCAAUUGGAGGACGAGAUACCGUCGCCGGAGACCAAUAGGGCUAUCACCAACUCGGCGGAGCUGUUCAGAGUGAAAGAGAAGUACCAGAUACUGAAAGAGAAGUGCGAUGAGAAGUCGAUCGGGUUUAGGAAUUUGAAUGAGGAAGGUAACGACAUGAUGCUGAGUGCUGAAAAGAAUCCCCUGACAGACCUGGCCAGGAAAUUUACUCACCUGAAUGCACGAUGGACCGAAGUCACUGCCGGAAUAUACGAAAGGUAA
This is a messenger RNA of Ctenocephalides felis (cat flea), 1332 nucleotides long. Its product is annotated as dystrophin, isoforms A/C/F/G/H-like. The transcript has 6 exons. Gene Ontology annotation, molecular function: protein binding. The record is from RefSeq and is a predicted model, not a curated record. Gene Ontology annotation, biological process: synaptic signaling. NCBI's taxonomy places the organism in Eukaryota, Metazoa, Arthropoda, Insecta, Siphonaptera, Pulicidae. The coding region runs from base 1 to 1332 and encodes 443 amino acids. Gene Ontology annotation, cellular component: plasma membrane.